Monoraphidium neglectum is the source of this 885-nucleotide messenger RNA. RefSeq lists its product as hypothetical. The transcript has 3 exons. Bases 1 to 885 code for a protein of 294 amino acids. The record is from RefSeq and is a predicted model, not a curated record. Gene Ontology annotation, molecular function: protein binding. NCBI's taxonomy places the organism in Eukaryota, Viridiplantae, Chlorophyta, Chlorophyceae, Sphaeropleales, Selenastraceae.
AUGCCGCCGGGCGCGGACGCCGUCGCGCAGGCGCGCGCGCUGCUGCAGCAGCUGCGCGCGCUCGCGGCGCAGCACGACCAGGUGCUGUCGACCUAUGAGAGCCAGCUCGACGCCAUGGUCGCGGCGGGCCCCAGCAAGCUCAGUGCCAAGGCGCCCAACAAGCGGCCGCUGCUGAGCGAGCCCGAGGGCCCCGAGGCCAAGAAGCAGCGGCUGGUGGCGGAGCAGCACCAGCGCCGCAACGCGCUGUGGCACGAGUGCUACAAGGUGCUCGACCGCUGCCGGCGCAACCAGAAGGCCGAGGCGUUCAAGAAGCCGGUGGACCCGAUCCGCAUGAAGAUCCCCGACUACCCCCUGAUCGUGAAGCACCCCAUGGACAUGCAGACCGUGGGCGAGAAGCUCAAGCACCGCGUCUACAAGGACCCGGCCGAGUUCGCCGCCGACAUGCGGCUGAUCUGGCAUAACGCGCAGCUCUACAACCCCCCGGCGCACCCCGUCGCCGCGGCGGCGCUCACGAUGAGCGAGUUCUUCGAGAGGGCGUGGGCGCCGCUGCAGGUGGAGAAGCAGUGGGCCGUGCAGCAGCAGGAGGAGGACCUCACGCGCGAGGCGCUGCAGGGCAAGAUGGACGGUCUGCCCAGCCUGGACCUGCCCAAGCAGCUCAAGGACAAGCGCGACAUGCUGGGCCACUACAUUGCGGCGCGCGACUACAACGAGGGCCUCCCGCCGGGCGCGCUGGGGCCCUGCGACCCGAGCCGCGCGAUGUCGUUCGAGGAGAAGCGCAAGCUGAGCGCCCACCUCACGCAGCUGCCCAACGAGCAGCUGCAGGGCGUGGUGGAGAUUGUCGAGGCCGCGCUGGCGGCGCAUGCGGUGAGCCGGCUCGGCGGGUGA